Messenger RNA from Geodia barretti, 507 nucleotides. The record is from the annotation of a GenBank genome assembly. NCBI's taxonomy places the organism in Eukaryota, Metazoa, Porifera, Demospongiae, Tetractinellida, Geodiidae.
GGUCAGGAGCAGGGGAAGGUGUGGGGGAGAACGAUGGUGAUGGUGAGAUAUCCCUCAUGAGCAGGGAAGGUGUGGGGGAAGAUGGGAUGGUGAGAUGUCCAUGUCUGUCAAGUUUGACUUGCUUUCUGGAAUGGAAAAUGGCACUACACUAUGCAAAACAUGUGGCACUUUACCUUUACAUAUGAACUCAUUUUCAGCACCUUCACAAACGAGCCAUACUCCUUGUGAUGUACACAUAAGAGUUUGUAUGGGACUAAACAUCACAGAAUUCAGUAUGGCUCGGUCUGACACUACUGAACCACAGACAGGAGCUGGAGUGGCAGGUCGAUGGAGAAGGUUUCUUGUAGGUAGUCUGUCAUGACCAGGACAUUCAUAAUGAUAGACCAACACUCUGGACACAUUCACACAGGCAUCAACACUUUUUAGUGCAAGCCUAAAUCCAAUAAAUGUCUCAGAAUCAAAGAAGAAUGUUUGGUACCACUGGAAGCCCCUUUGGUGUUUCGAACA